CCGCGCCGUCUCUCCUGGUCCCGCCGCCCCGCCGGUCCCGGUCCGUGCCGUGCUGCUGGCACCGAGACAGCUCCGCUCUCCUCUUCAACACAAUGGCCUGCCAAGAGAGUGAGUACCUGGAUGACCAGAAGAAAUGUGUCCCCUGCAGAAAGUGCAUGCCCGGGCAGGAGCUUUCCAAGGACUGCGGCGACGGCAGCGGCGGGGACGCGCAGUGCGUGGCCUGCCCUCCCAGGAAGUUCAAGGACCGCUGGGGACAUCACGGCUGCAAGCCCUGCCUGUCCUGCGCCCUCAUCAACCGCCUCCAGAAGUCCAACUGCACAGCCACGGCCGACGCGGUCUGCGGGGAGUGCCUGCCGGGGUUUUACCGGAAGGCGCGGCUCAGCGGGCAGCUGGAGUGGGAGUGCAUUCCCUGCACCAAGCAGACGCCAUCCUCCGAGCCGCAGUGUCGGUCCAGAACAAACCUGGUGAGGGUCGCUGUCCCUACUGUACCACCGCAGGACACAGCCCUUCUUGCACUGACCAGCAGUGCCCUGGUCAUCAUCGUCCUGGUGCUUCUGGCACUUUCCAUCAUCUACUGCAAGCGAUUCUGGAAAAGCCAGUGCCAGAGAGUUUUCCUGAGGACUCAGAACUUCUCAGGACAGCGAGCAACGUUCCCAACUGCAGCAGCACCCGGCAGGUUCCUGUGUGAGGAGCAGAUGUCUGGACCCUGCUGCCUGGGUGUGAAGAAUUUGAGCCCUUGCUACAGGCAGGCGGAAGGCCCCGUGGAAGCGGUGCAGUUCAUUUCCGAUGGGGAAGCCGUGGGUCUCCAGCUCCCCUCUCUCCAGCCAGAGAUGGACUUGCCACCAGCCAUUGCAGCCAGCACUGCCUCCAAGGCCCAGCUGGGCAGGAGCCUCCUGGAAAGCCAGCCCCUCAUCCGGGCCUCAGGCCAUGGCGACUGCCUGGACGGGGUCCUGCCGCCCCCCACCCCCAGGCAGGGCCGGCCGGGCACGGUGGAGGCCCUGGCCCCCCUCUCCUCCUGUGCCUCCGAGAUGCAGCACAAGUGGCCGCAUGCACCCGUGGAGUGCACUGAGCUGGACCUCCAAAAGUUCUCCACCCAGGCAGAGUUUGUGGGCGGUGAGCGGCUGGAGGACGCGGCAAGCCGGGCUGUGAAGAGGAUUCCAGCAGAGAGCGGUGGUGGGGUGCAGGAGGGGGCUCAUCACUUGCCCACAGCCGAAAUCCCACCUGGGGAGCAGCCGGUGGAUGAUGCUCAGAGCCUGGUGACUCAGAUCAGCAGCACGGCCAGUGGUCUCCCAAUAGCAGAGCUGCCCCAUUCCUUGGUGCAGUCUCUUGCCUUCUUGUUGGACCCUUCCUUGAACGGUGUGAAGAACUUCAGCCACGUGGCCCUGGAGCUGGGGCUCAUGCCCCAGUUGCUGGGGCGGAUUUCGGGGUUUGAGCAGCUGGUGGCACACUUCACCUGCGCGGGCGCCGCUGUCACUGUCCCGCUGCUGGCGCAGGCGCUGCAGCGGCUCCAGCGCUUUGACGCCUUGCUCCUGCUCUGCGACCACUUCACACUCAGCCCCGCGCCGGACCGCCAGCGCUAGGGCACGGGGAGGGACGGAGGAAGCUCCAUGCACUGUUACUCCUGCGAGAGAGGAUCCAGUGGCCUGCAGUCACAUAACCUCCCUGGUGUGCCUGGCAGGAGAACACAGAGGUGGUCUUUGCAUCAUGACAGGGGUGUUUCUGCACAGGGGUUCAGGAAGCACAGCUGUGCCUUUUCCCUGCUCCAUGGGGGAGGGCUUGCUCAGGCCCCUCCGGAGGCUGUUUUUUCUCUAGCUGUGACACCCUUCCCUGUCAGUUGCUGUGCUGUGGUGCUCUGGCUCUGCAGUGAGCCCUGUCCUGCCCCACUGUUGCCAUGGGGUUCCUCAGCCAUGGGGCUCGAUGUCCAUGGGCAGUGCCCUCCUAUGAGCCCAGCCAUCCCCUCCCUUCCAUUCCAGCUUUCCCAUCCUUCCUCUGGCCCAUGCUCUGCUUUCCCGGGUGCCAGUUGCCACUUUCUCUGUUUACUUUUCAGUUGCUUCUCUUCCUCUGUGCUGCGAUUUCCUUGGCAGAGGACCUGGCCAUGGCUGAUGUGCCAGGCUCCAGCCUUUGUUCCUCUGUGCCGCCCUGGCACCUUCCUAUCGUGUCCAUUUGUGGUGCAGUGUAGCAUCCUGGCACGAGUUUCAGACUGACUCCCAGGAUGAGCUGACUUAAGCCCUCACUGGGCUGUGGCUGUUGGCCAUGGGCAGGUGCUGGCUCACCCCAGCCCCAUGGCUGUUCACUGCCCAUCGCCUCCAAGGCUUCACAAACUGCCUGUGGUGGCACAGGGUGUCAGGGGUGGGGACACUGCACCGAGGGUGGCAGCUGAGGGCUGAAGCUGUGGCUGUGGUCACGGGCAGCGGUGACAUUCCUGUGCCAGCCACAGCAGGAGCUCCUCCAGAAGCUCCUCCUUUUUUAAAAUAAUAUUUUUCUUUUUUUUUUUUUUUUUCCUGCCUAAAAACGGCCUGAUUUCUCAUUCCUGGGAGUUGCUACUGGGAAGGGGGAAAAGCACCCUUCUGCUUGGUAUGUCAUCCAGAGGGAUUUGUCAUAACUUGCCAUGGUCUUGCUGUCACCAGUCGCCCUGAUUUCAGUGUUGUGCCUGAGCCCGGGGGCUGCAGGCAGCUGGGCUCUUCUCUGUGCCCUGGCCACCGGGGCUGUGCUGGUGGCCCUGGACAGGAGCGGGGGCUGCAGGAACACGUUCCUGAGCGGGGCACAGCGGCGCGGGGGCGGGCAGGCCCGCGGGGGUCACGGGCAGAGCAGCUGCCGGCAGUGGCUCGGCGCUGGCAGAGCGUGGUGCUGUUAACACCGGGGCUGCGGCUUCCAUCCCUCCACGGGCCAUUCACUUGAGAGUUAGACUCCGUGAUCUUUGUGGUCCCUUCCAACUCAGGAUGUUCUGUGAUGUGGUGUCACCCUAGCUGUCCCGAGACUCGCAGACAGCGUCACUGGGGCUGAGCUGGUGGCGCUUGCUUUGUCCCUCGCUGCCGUGGCUGGGUCUGCCGAGUGCUGUCCUGCCUGUCACCGGGGUCUCAGCCCAAGCCGGUGGUGUGAUGGUCACCAGCAAGUGGCACUGUUACCCCACUGCCUGCUGGCCCCACCCAGGCCCCCUCGGCUGAGCCCACAGAAUUCUCCUUUAUCUGACCACGGGACCUCAAAGAAGCAGAUGCCCUUCCAGGAAGGCAGACUUCCCCCACACCCCGGGGAGUAAUAGCUGCUGGUGUUCUCUUUCCCUGUUUAAAGAAGUUGGGGCUUGAACACACCCAGGAUGUGCUCAGAUAAACAAGGGCAUGGGCAGUUUGAGCUGGACCUGGCACCUUCCCUCACUGCUUGUUUCUUCCACAGUCAAGGUCGUUUUAUUGCUCUUUGCUCCCCAAGACCUACAGCAUUGAACUUUGAGCCAUCGUGGGCCAGGAUUAGUCAGACUCUUGCUGCACUCUUGGGCUGUUAGGGAGUGUUGCUAUAGCACACACAGCCUGGGGCCAGGGAUUUCCUGUUUGAGGCUUUUCUGUGGCAGGGAGAGUGCUGGGUUUAAUCACCUCACAAAAUCCAAUAAAUAUUUAAUCCCUCUGUGGACAUAGUCACUUCCAGUGGGAAGGAAAAUAACUUCACCCACUGCCUCUGAGUAAGAGCCUCCCUACAGCUCAGCUUGCUGGCCCUGGCUUUGAAGUUGGAACUGGACUGGGCAGCUUGCCCUGUGUGUUCCUGUGUCGCCAGUGCCACCAGUGUGUGGUCACUUGGAGUGCACAGAGCAGUGGCAGGAUGGCAGAGCCAGCCCGCUCCUGUCACAUGGCAGUGUCAGGAGCAAGAGAUGGGCAGGAAGGGCUGUUAAAUUAGAGCUGUGGAUGAUGGGGCCAUGUCCCAGGUGUGUGCUGCAAAUCUCUUCACACGCUGGGCAGCUCCAUUGGUGUGCUGGGUGGGGCUCUGGGCCAAACAAAUGAAGUGAGGCUUUAGUUCAUUUGUUUGGGGGUUUUCCUCACUCUUAAAAUGAAAUCAACCUCAUUUUCUUUAUAGCUUUUAAGGUAAACUUAUUUAUCAAUUGUUUGAUGUCUGAGCAAUAUUACUUAUGGUCAAAACUCACCCCCUGCCUUGAGGGUGCAGCAUAUCAGGUGUGUGCUGUGCAGGGUGUGGGUACGGGCCGUGCCAUACAGGGUGUGUAGGGUGGUGUGUGCCAUGCCACAGCUCCUGCCCCACUGCUGCUGCCCCUCAGGCCCAGGUGUGCUGCCCCAGCAGUCCCCAGGGACUGGUUGUAUGUGUAUUUGAACUGUCCUGGGUUCCCCCUCAGAGCCUCACGCGUGGUGUCGGUGCAAGUCACACUGGCUGGUGCUCCAGCAGGGCUGGACACUGCACAAGAGCGCCGCAGGACGUGGCUUUUCAGCAGUGAGGCUCCCCCAGCUCCCAGCCAAAGGCUGCUCCCCACUCUCACUGUGCUCAUGGCAGGCACCUUCCUUCAGCUGUGGUGACAAAACCAGCUGUGUUUACAAGGGCCAAAAGUUCAACAGGUAGCCUUUAGCCCACCCUAAGACCCCUUGGCCAGGCUGCCUCGAGCCCAGCCAGAGCCCUCAGGGAACCAUGAGAGCCUUGAAAACAGGGAUAAUGCUGUGACUCAGACAUCAGAACAACAGAGAUCCCUGAGCAGGGAACUGCUUCACUGGGGAACCAAUGGACUUGAUACUUGACUUUUGCUUUUUAAUAGUAUUUUCAACAUAGUACAUAGAAUGUAAGGUAGGGAAAUUCCUGUAGUGCUGGAUCUCAUGUCACAGCCUCAGGAAGCCAUUUGUGCCAAGCUGGCAUGGCUCACAGAGAGGUGAAAAGAAAUCAAAUAACUCUGAAAUCUGUGCAAACUUGAGCUAGGACUGAACAGUGGAAACACUCCAGUGCAAUGGGGUUUUUUUUAAACAAGUGAUUGGUUUCCACACCAGUCUUGCCUGGAAGUCUGAUUUGCAGAGGAAUUUGUGUGAUAAGUUUAAAUCCAGCCCUGUUCUGGGAAGCUCUUAAGCAUAGACUUAAAAUAGGCACAUACUUCACUGUUGUUAAAGUGUUUAUUCUGGUGAACAAUUGGUGAACAUCCCUCGGGUGCUGUUCCUGAACAGGGGGCUUGUGAGAGCUGUCCCUCCAAUGUGCUUUUACAGAAAUAGGCAAUACUGAAGAAAACUUAGUGUUACUGAUCUGGGCACACUUCUUGGAAGAGUCUGCAAGUGCUGGGGGAAGGUACCCCCCUCUGUGUUGGAUUAUUUAAUACUUCAGACUCUGGUGCUUUUCAAAAAAAAAAAAAAUCACUACACUACAUUUCUGUAGCCAUGGUUUACCCAAGGGAAUAUAUGUUGUUUCUUAUGGUAGAUGUUAUUUUUCUUUAAGGUUACGAAUAGGUUAUUUAUAUUUUUGUAAAUUCUGUGCCAUUGCCAUUGUAAUUCUGCUGUAGCAUCGUUUCUGUUGGGUUUGGGGUGUUGUCUGUGUUCAAAUCAAGCAGAAGCUGAAGCUCCUGCCCCCUGUAAAUGGAAGGGGGUUGGUCCCUCACAUUCCUCCAGACCUGGUGCUCUUGAGUGAUGUGUGUUUGUAGUUCAAUAAAUUUUGGAGCCAGA
Messenger RNA from Vidua macroura (Pin-tailed whydah), 5627 nucleotides. RefSeq names its product ectodysplasin A2 receptor (gene EDA2R). Gene Ontology annotation, biological process: positive regulation of JNK cascade; tumor necrosis factor-mediated signaling pathway; positive regulation of canonical NF-kappaB signal transduction. Lineage: Eukaryota; Metazoa; Chordata; Aves; Passeriformes; Viduidae. The transcript has 9 exons. The coding region runs from base 93 to 1580 and encodes 495 amino acids. Gene Ontology annotation, molecular function: tumor necrosis factor receptor activity; protein binding. Gene Ontology annotation, cellular component: plasma membrane. The record is from RefSeq and is a predicted model, not a curated record.